Hevea brasiliensis (rubber tree) is the source of this 575-nucleotide messenger RNA. Its product is annotated as histidine-containing phosphotransfer protein 4-like. Gene Ontology annotation, cellular component: nucleus; cytoplasm. The transcript has 6 exons. The coding region runs from base 22 to 453 and encodes 143 amino acids. Gene Ontology annotation, molecular function: histidine phosphotransfer kinase activity; protein histidine kinase binding. NCBI's taxonomy places the organism in Eukaryota, Viridiplantae, Streptophyta, Magnoliopsida, Malpighiales, Euphorbiaceae. The record is from RefSeq and is a predicted model, not a curated record. Gene Ontology annotation, biological process: cytokinin-activated signaling pathway; phosphorylation; phosphorelay signal transduction system.
UGUUAUCGUUGUCAUCUACAUAUGGAAAGAAAUCAGUUGAAACGCCAGGUCUCCCACUUCAGAAAGUCCCUCUUUGAUCAGGGAUACCUUGAUGAGCAAUUCAUGCAACUUGAGGAUUUGCAGGAUGAUGUAAACCCUAAUUUUGUAGAAGAGAUUGUAACUUCUUUUUAUAGUGAUUCAGCUAGAUUGAUCCACAAUAUAGAACAGGCACUAGUGAAUAGGCCUGUUGAUUUCAGUAAGGUGGAUGAUUACAUGCACCAGUUCAAAGGAAGCUGCUCAAGCAUUGGAGCUAAAAAGGUGAAGAUGGAAUGCUCACAGUUUAGGGAAUACUGUUGUGCAGGAAACAUUGAGGGAUGCAUUAGGACUUUUCAGCAACUCAAGCAAGAGCAUGCCACUUUGAAAAGGAAGCUCGAAACUUAUUUGCAGUUGGUAAGGCAAGCCGAGGCUGCAUGAAGUGGGAACCGACUGGAUGACUACAGAGUCCCCCACUAGCUAUAAAUGAUGGUUGGAGAAUUUGUCUUUGGCUGUCUUAUCAGAUUAUCCAAAUUCUAUUAUUAAAGAAUCAAAACGCUUUU